Molecule: messenger RNA, 2005 nt
Organism: Gastrolobium bilobum
Lineage: Eukaryota; Viridiplantae; Streptophyta; Magnoliopsida; Fabales; Fabaceae
Product: formyltetrahydrofolate deformylase 2, mitochondrial-like
Exons: 8
Coding region: 82-966 (294 amino acids)
Biological process (GO): 'de novo' IMP biosynthetic process
Molecular function (GO): formyltetrahydrofolate deformylase activity
Source: RefSeq, a predicted model, not a curated record
UGUAUUUUUAGGAAAAUCAGUGGAGGUGAACAGAAGCACAAGUCCACCAAAUAGAUUAAUUUUUGAGAUAGCCAAAACGAAAUGGGCAUCUUCCAAAAAUUGUGUUUUAGUUGCAACCUCCGUCGAGUUGUCGGAUUGGGCUGCAGGAACAGUUACAGUUACAGUUCAUUUAAUAAAUCUGUUGAUUCCCCAAUCCUUUCGUGUUCCAGUUCCUUCCUCACUCAUGGAACUCACGCGCUUCAAUGCCCUGAUGCGGUUGGAAUUGUAGCUAAGCUAUCGGAUUGCAUUGCUUCUAGGGGUGGGAACAUUCUUGCUGCUGAUGUUUUUGUACCUGAAAAUAAACGAGUCUUCUACUCUAGAACUGGUUUUGUUUUUGAUCCUGAUAAAUGGCCACGAGUGCAAAUGGAGGAGGACUUUCAAAAACUUUCUAAAACAUUAAAUGCCAUUCGAUCUGUUAUAAGGGUGCCAGCUCUGGAUCCUAAAUAUAAGAUUGCUGUUCUUGCAUCAAAACAGGAUCACUGCCUCUUUGAUUCGUUACAUGGAUGGCAGGAUGGAAGACUCCCAGUGGAUAUCACUUGUGUAAUCAGUAACCAUGAUAGAGGUCCAGAAAGUCAUGUGAUUCGUUUUCUUGAAAGAUAUGAUAUUCGUUAUCAUUAUUUAAGAACAACAGCAGAGAAUAAAAGAGAAGGGGAGAUCUUGGAGUUGGUUCGGAAUACUGAUUUUUUGGUACUUGCGAGGUAUACACAGAUAUUAUCCAGCUCAUUUCUAAGGAGUUAUGGAAAGGAUAUAAUUAACAUUCACCAUGGUCUGUUGCCAUCAUUUUGCGGUGGCAAUCCAUCUAAACAGGCCUUUGAUGCAGGUGUGAAAUUAAUUGGUGCAACAAGUCACUUUGUGACUGAAGGACUUGAUGCUGGACCUAUUAUUGAACAAAUGGUUGAUGCCAUUUGUUUAGGGGUGUUUUCUUAACCUUUUAACUUUCUUUCAUGCUGCUGGAGACUAAGAUCUAUAUGCCAGCCUGUCAGGGCUGCCUUCUGAAUUCUGAUCCAUGUUUUCUUAGUCCUCAGUCACUUAGAAUUACAGCAGCCAUUAAGAUAGAGAGAACAAAUUAGUUGCCACUGAUAUAUGAUAUGUGCCAGUUGAUCCUGCAUAUUUAUGAGUCUCCUUUUAAAACUUUUUCUGUUAUGCUUGAACUGUUUCCAUGAUUGUGUUAGGUUAUUGGGAAAAGAAACAUAUACUGUGCUAGCUAAAUCUCAAGUCUGACUUCAGUUUUAAUCUCAUGCAAGAUUUAUAUUUUUUAAGGGUGAAUUUCCUCAUAGAUUUUCUUAGAAUUUUGGUCUUGUCUUGCCCUAAAAUAAAGGACAUUUAAAUUUAUUUUGUGUUCAGAUUUAUUAGUAAGCAUCCACCCCACUUACCGCAGAAACAGAUACUUCUCCUUGACAACAGACAUAAAUACUGCUCCAGAAGAAUCUGCAUGCCAUGUUAAUAAAUGGGCUUCUAUUUUCAGUUGGUAGUACGUCGAGUGUUAAUAUUUUUCACUGUAACUUUGUGCAUAGGCAUGAUUUAUUUUAUGAGGUAGGAUAUCCAUGUUACCACUUUUUUCUACUACCAAUCUAAUUAUCGUUGGAUCAAACUUUUCAGCUGAUAAUUUCUGAAGAAUUUAUUAAAAAUUUCCGAAGAGAGAAAAAAAAAAAAAACUUUUAAUAUUAUAACCAUGUACUUCCUUCGAGUACAUAGUUAUAGUGGAUGGUAGUAGAAAAAAGUGAUAGUAUGAAUAUUCUACCUCUUAUUUUAUACUUUAUGAGAGCCUUAAGUAAGCUUCGGUCCUUCUUUUCUGGGGUAAAAUAGCUGAAUGUCAAUUGCAGGUUGAGAGAGUUUCCCAUAGAGAUAACUUGCAAAGCUUUGUGCAGAAAUCAGAGAACCUUGAGAAACAAUGCCUGUCAAAGACUAUCAGAUCUUACUGUGAGCUUCGAGUUUUACCAUAUGAAGUAAAGAAUACUGUUGUAUU